AUGACAAACUAUUCCAAGUGGGACAAGUUUGCAGCAGACCUGGCAUCAGACACUGAAGAGGAAGAGGAGAAACAACUGGGGGACUACACCAGCAAGAAAGCCUGCUUUAUCCACGUUCCCCCUGGCGACUUCACGCGGAAAGAGCAGCUCUGUGAGAUGCUGGAGGAAGACCCUGACUUUGAGGCUCCCUCCUCUACUGCUGCUGGCAUUGUGUCGGAGGGUGAGCAGCCAGAACCAGGGGUGAUGCGAGCUUUGGAAAAGUACAAGUGGUCCUCUGUUACUUCGUCAUUCAUUCCAGGAUACAAUCCUGGGGGUGGCAGCGACGAUCUAUGGCGUCUAUUUUUUGACGACAACUUCCUGACCAGCCAGAAGGAACCGAACCGCGCUGCCCGUGCUCUCUUAGGAGUUGAAGGCCGGCCCAUUUUCGAUCCGAUGGUGGGAGCCUUUGAAAAUGGGCUCCAUCGUGACACGUUGCGAAGCUCCGACAGCUUGCGCCUUGCUGUCUACACCGAGAACAUCGGAGGCUAUGAUGCUGUGAGAAUGGACAACAUCGCCCGUGUUCCCACAGGGAUGAAGGCAUUCUACUUCCUGGAUGAGGAAACCAUGAAGAAGAAUAAGAGAGCAUUGGAGAAGUGGCAAGAGAAUGGCUGGACAAUUCAGCCAUACAAAAUGGUUGAAGGAACCAAGUACAUCAAUGCACUCAGGCUCACAACUAAGAAACUGAAAUUCCAAGCACCCAGCUUCCUGACUGACGGCAAGAAAUUUGAUUGGUUGAUCCACCACGAUGCCAAUAUCCGAAUGAAUUUGGAGAGAAUGGCCACUUUCUUGCGGGCAAGGCAAGAAUCGGCGUUGGUCUUGCUGGACUAUUGCUAUGAGUAUCCUCAGUGUUGUGGAGAAGGUCGUGGAAUAGAGUGCUUCAAACACAGCACUGGCUUUUACAUCAAUCAGGCUCCACUGCUAACUCCAGAAAAGAUUUCCACCUCCUUGGACAAGAUGAAAUCCUGGAGGGACUUUGUCAUGGCAAAGAUCAAGAAGAAGCAGAUGUCGAUGCCGCACUUCUACAAGUUGAACGUGAUGAUCCGCAAUCUACAACACAAAAAAGCGGCCCAGGUGAAGGAUGCCUUUGACAAGGUCUAUCAGAAAAGUCAUGAGAUGCAGCGCGAUCAGCCCAUUUUGCCCGUCUAUUUGGCAGACCACAACUUGACACAAGACAUUGCAGUGGUGUCCCGCUACAAAUCCCUGGGCAGUUUUGUGGUCUCCUGCGUGAACAGGGGCACAGGGAUUGAACGGCCCAUCAGUCGCAAGGAGGUGGCCGAUCUCAUCAUGCGGCGACAACAGGGCGGCGAUGCAGAGAGGAUCAGCAGAGAGCAUGAGGACCAAAGGGCUCGCAUGGAAGCCUUCUCCAAGUUGGAAGCUCAGGGACUCACCAUGGUGGGUCCAGCCAUGCCGUGCUAUUUGGGCUCAGCAUCUGCAGGUCUUCAGACGCCGGGGUAUCGCCCCAGACGUGCUAGGGAAAUGAUGAGUAUCGGAAAGCCCGAAGUGUCCCAAGACAGCGAGGCCUUUAAGACCCGACCUUUUGUGGAUGGCGCCAAGACACUGAUUGGUGGACAGGUCAAACCUUGGGCUGGGAUCUCAGAAAUUUUCUCUCCCAUCUACUGCCAAGAGACAGGCGAUAGGAUUUGCAUAGGCAGACAGGCCACGAUGUCUCCAAAGGAGGCGAUGGAAGCGGUGCAGGCUGCCUCGAAGGCCUGGGACUUGGGCCGUGGCGAAUGGCCCCAAAGGACGCUACAGCAGCGAAUCUCCGCGGUGGAGAAGUUGGUGUCCAAGUUGAAGGAAAAACGCAUGGAAAUCGCGAAGGUUCUACAGUGGGAAAUCUGCAAGAACGAUGCCGACUCUGUCAAGGAGUUUGACCGCACCAUGGAUUUCGUUUCGGCCUUGAUCGACACCGCCCGCAAGCUCAACUCAGGGGGAGCCAUUUGCCAGGAGGGCAUUCAUGCCAUCUUGAAGAGGUCACCCAUGGGUGUGAUGAUGAAUCUGGGACCUUCCAACUACCCCUUCAAUGAAACCUAUGCCACUCUGAUUCCUGCCAUUUUGAUGGGCAAUUCCAUUGUGAUGAAGGUGCCCAACACAGGUGGUUUGGCGCACUUCUUGACCAUGGAGGCUUAUGCCGAAUGCUUCCCUCCAGGGGUGGUGAACUUCAUCUCCGGCCGUGGUCGCGACACCAUGCCGCCAUGCAUGGAAUCCGGUUUGGUGGACAUGUUUGCCUUCAUCGGCUCCUCCAAAGCAGCUGAUGCCUUGGUCAAGGCGUGCGCUUGGCAUGGCCAAGAAUCUCAUCCAGGGAGGAUGGAAAAAGAAGAUAUCAAAAAUCGUCAAAUCACACUGGUUCCAUGCCAGUGCUACUUUUGA
Messenger RNA from Cladocopium goreaui, 2406 nucleotides. Lineage: Eukaryota; Dinophyceae; Suessiales; Symbiodiniaceae. The record is from the annotation of a GenBank genome assembly.